AUGCUCGGGAACGCGCCUCGAUAUCACGCCUAGCAACCCUCUGGGUUGUCUGCGCGUCCUAGUGACCGGCGCGCUCCCGAGACAUCCCUGUGAGACUUCACUGAGUUGCCCGGAUCCGGGUCACCGAGCGGGACUAGAAAAUGUUGGAUUUCUUGCAGGAUACGGGCAGAAAUGUAUUCCCAACACUCCCCAAACUCACCGAAGAAGAUGUGUCCACCAUAUGGUCUUGUGUUGCCGAGUUCAUUGAACAUCAGAUGUCUCAACAAAAGGGGGUGCAGGUCCCCGGACUGGGAACUUUUACUCUAUCAAGACACAAAUUAGAUGUUGGCAACAACAAGUUCAUCCUGGUUCAACGUCCAGUUUUUCUUCUGUCUGAGAAAUUUGCACAGAUUCAUGCACUGAAGUACAAUAAAGUAUUCACAACCGGUGAAAUCCCGGUCGUUCCUCUGAACUUCAUCGCCUUGUCUUUCUCUUGCUCCUACAACAGAGACACUAUAGAGAGCUGUGUGAGGGAGACACUCAGCAUUUUCUCUCGCUCUGUCGCUACCAAACAAAAUGUUGAGUUCAGCUUUAAGGGCAUUGGUUCCCUUAUCAUCCGCAACCAGAAAGUCAAAAUGAAAUUUUACAAAGACUUUGUAAAUAGCAUGGAUGGAACUGGCUCUCUGGUGAAAUCUCUGUGUAAUAGGCCUGGGACAGCUGAUUCUGUGAUGUCUGCUGGGGAAGACCAACCAAUGCGUCCUUGGUCUUGCAGCGCUCUUCUAUUCCCUAGAAUUGAGGAAAAAGUCACAGACAAAUCACCUGCCAUGGAUACAAUCCUUGAAGAGAAUUUGGAGCUUGAGAAGGUGGAGGAAGCUAAGAUAGAUCAGCCAAUAGAAAAUGUGCAAAUGGGAGAAGAGCCAAUCACAAGCAGAAGAGAGAACACACCAACAAAGCGUCUGCUGAAUAGACAAUCUAUUGUGCCUGCCAAAGUCAUCGGGAUCAGCUUGAAUGAAGAUCUGGAGAAAAUAACAAAACCAAAAACUGCUCCUGAAAGAUUAGGAUCUUCACUUUCUAUGAACUUCUCAAGACCUGAUCCUGAAGUGAGCCAGAUGAAUAUCCUAAGGACAACAAUUUCUCCUGCCUGCCUGGAUCACUGUCGUGCAGGGCAGGAACUGUGCUACCUGUGUCUACAGCGGGCCCAGAAAAAUAUCCCGGUGUACUUCACAGAGGAGAGAAAACUGAAAGAAAAGGAGGAGGAGAGAAUAUUACAGCAAUACCAGCACAUGAAAGACCAAGAGGCCAUGCUUAAGUCCCAGAUGAAAUCUCAAGCAAUUCGAGAACAAAGUAAAAAAGACACAGCAUACAACAUGGGGGUCGCAGAAGCCAUCAGGAAUGAACGCGAUGCCAGGAACACAGAUUUCUAUAGAUCAUACAUUUUUCAGAAGAGGCCUCUGACCCCUCCAGCGUUAAUAAAACAGGAGCAAUGUUACCAGUCGCUGACUAAGCAGAUGGCGGACAGGCGAGGGAAGGAGGAAAAGGAGAAGCAGGACCAGGAAUUGCUGGGCAGGCUGGAACAGAUUCAACUUGCUGAUGAACUGGCAGCUCAAAGAUCAAAAUAUCUAAGAGGGAAGAAUGAACUGAUGUUGUCUUACAAGAGCGCCCUGGACACGCAGGUCAAAAUGAAACCAGGCUUUGCGCCCCCUCCUGAACCCAAAAUUACAGAGCCGGUAUUUGGACUGAAUGAUAUGACCAAUGAAAAGCUGGCAGAAAAGAAGAGGCGGGCCCAGGAGGUCUCUAAGCACCAGCUGCAAACUGCCGCAGAACGUAAACGCUUGGCUGUACUCAAUGAUCUGGUGCAGCAGAGGAAGGAGUCAGACAUGCUGCACUCUACUAAAGAGCUGUUGUUGUCUGAUAGAGCGGUGCAGUUUGAGAAGAUGCAGAGACUACGGAGAGGGUUGCAGGAUGAUUGGUCCAAGAGCUUUGAGCUGAAAAGACGGAAGGAGGAGGAGGAAGUACGCUUCAUCCGGGCUAGUAGUGAUCUUCUUCUAGAUCAGUUUGAGAAGUAUCGCCGCUGCUUCCAGUGCAAGAAGCGAACAUCAAACUGCGGAGAGACCAACGUUUGGUGUGAGACGCGCUAUAUCCCAGGAUCCCGCCUGAUGGUUUGAUCACCGCGGUCUGCUCCUCAGUAAUGUUUGUUUAUUCAUAAAGCGUAACUGUCACUUUGUACCUCCUGUCCUAAUCAUGUUAUUUCAAAUGAGCAGUUCUGCAUUCUAAUUACAUUGGAUUAUGAAGCUUGAAAACACUCUCCUACCUCUGUCUCCUCUAUGGCUGUGGCAGCGGUCAGUAGAACUAAUUGGGUCUGUAGAGGGAUUAUUGGGAUAUGUACUGAGACCCUGAAAACAGAUUGUGCCUUAUCAAAAAGGAAAAAUGGUGUGAAAACUAAAUUAGCAACUUGAAUGAAACAUUGUCUGUUGUCUAAAACAAAAUAAAGGUUUGUUCAAUGUGCAAAGAGUCUUCUAUUCCUCAUUAAUACUUGAGUACCGGUUCAAUUGGACUUCGACAUUGUGUUAACAAAUAAAUGUUUCACUGAAAUAGGCAAAA
Messenger RNA from Rana temporaria (common frog), 2580 nucleotides. It is a transcript of the gene CCDC81, whose product is annotated as coiled-coil domain containing 81. Gene Ontology annotation, cellular component: centrosome. Bases 141 to 2144 code for a protein of 667 amino acids. The transcript is spliced from 16 exons. The record is from RefSeq and is a predicted model, not a curated record. NCBI's taxonomy places the organism in Eukaryota, Metazoa, Chordata, Amphibia, Anura, Ranidae.